This is a messenger RNA of Botrytis sinoallii, 900 nucleotides long. RefSeq lists its product as uncharacterized. The transcript has 2 exons. Lineage: Eukaryota; Fungi; Ascomycota; Leotiomycetes; Helotiales; Sclerotiniaceae. The record is from RefSeq and is a predicted model, not a curated record. Bases 1 to 900 code for a protein of 299 amino acids.
AUGGAUUUUCUCAGAGCCCAGUUUACUAAAAUUCCUAAACUCAAACUUGUCAAUCUUUCAAAGAGUACCGUUUUGAUUACGGGCGCAAAUGCCGGUCUCGGAUUAGAAGCCGCUCGUGAGAUUCUUCUCUCCAAGCCAGAACGUCUGAUACUUGCUGUGCGCGAUAUCGAGAAAGGCAACGUCGCAAAGAAAGAGCUACAAAAUGGAAAGACAUCAAACACUCAAAUCGAUGUACACAAAUUGGAUCAUUCGAGCUUUCGUUCUGUCCAGAAUUUUGUCAAAGGACUUGAGGGUCAGCGCGUCGACAUAGCAAUUCUGAACGCAGGAACAUGGAACACAAAAUUCACAACAACUACAGAUCGCUAUGAGGGUAACUUGCAGGUCAACGCUCUCGCUCCUGCAUUGAUCUCCUUAUUGCUUCUUCCGAAUCUCCGAGCUGCUGCGUCUUCCACUCGCCCUUUCGAUGCUCCUCAACCUCAUUUGAGCAUUGUUUCUAGCGGUCUUCAUGAAAUGGCGAAAUUUCCGGAGAAAGACCUUCCACAGGGCGAAAUAUUGGCUGCCUUGAAUGAUGCAAACCGGUACACCCAGUCGGAUCGCUAUCCAGUAACCAAAGCAAUUAGCCUCUUAUGGGCCAAAGAACUUGCAAAUAAAGUAGCAAGCUCAGAAGUUAUCAUCAAUGCACCAACACCCGGAUUUUGCAAGACUGGACUCAUGAGCCCAACUUCUGGUAUCAUGGGCCUUAUCGUUAAGCUUUCAAUGAUCUUGGUUGGCAGGUCGGCUCCAGAUGGUGCUAGAUGUCUAGUCGAUGCGGCGGUAUCAGGACCUCGGGAAACACAUGGACGAUACUUGAGUGAAAUGCAAUUAAAGCUUGAGUCAGAGCUUGUUCGUAGUGAGCAAUGA